CCCCUCCUCGGCCGGCCCGCAGCAGGGCGGCGGCGGCGGCUUCCGGCGGCGCCCUGCUGCCUUCAACAAAGAUGGUGCUUCCCGCGCAAGCUCCGCGGGCGCCGGCGCCUCCCGGGUAGCCUCCCGCUCCCCUCGGGUUGCCAGAUGGAUACCAGAGACAAGCAGCUUUUACGCUCCCUGCGCCUGGAGCUCUGCACAGAGGUGCUGGUGGAUGGACUUGUUAUUCAGUAUCUCUACCAAGAAGGGAUUCUCACAGACAGUCACGUUCAAGAAAUAAAAGCCCAAACUACUAGUCAGAGGAAAACCAUGAUGCUCCUUGAUAUUCUCCCCACCAGAGGACCCAAAGCUUUUGAUGUGUUCUUGGAUUCCUUACAGGAGUUCCCAUGGGUUAAGGACAAGCUCAUGCUGAAGCGUAAGGAAAUAACAAUACAAGAUCCUUCAGAUUUAACUGAAGUUGCACCGUGCAUUUUGAAGAUGUCACCAACAGAUCAGCAGUUGAACAAGCUGGCGAGGAGGCUGGGACCUGAAUGGGAGCAUGUAGCUCUGUGCUUGGGUUUGUCCCAUACUGACAUCUAUCGAUGUAAAGUCAAUCACCCUCACAACCUGCAGUCACAGAUCGUAGCUGCAUUUGUCCUGUGGAAACAGCGGCUGGGGAAAAAAGCAACAAUCCAAAGUCUGCACUCCAGUCUGAUGGCAGAGGAGGUGGAUCCUUCAGUGAUACAGUACAUGCUUGAGUAAAGCCAUGCUAUUUAUUCAGAGCAUCCACGUAUUUCGUUAAACUAAGUAAAGAGGAUGGAAAUGUAUGUUGAAGAUUGGAUGCUUCAAGCUGUAAAAAAAGUGGAAUUGGGAACUGUGAUUUUAUUAAGCUGAAACAUUCCAGUUUUCUGUGGCAUCUUGUGACUUGUAAUUCUUUUCAUGCCAGAUUAAUUUUUAGCAGGCAUUAAAAAAAUGGAUCACUCUU
Lonchura striata (white-rumped munia) is the source of this 961-nucleotide messenger RNA. It is a transcript of the gene CRADD, whose product is annotated as CARD and death domain containing adaptor protein. Gene Ontology annotation, biological process: cellular response to mechanical stimulus; positive regulation of apoptotic signaling pathway. The record is from RefSeq and is a predicted model, not a curated record. Gene Ontology annotation, molecular function: protease binding; death domain binding. Gene Ontology annotation, cellular component: cytoplasm. NCBI's taxonomy places the organism in Eukaryota, Metazoa, Chordata, Aves, Passeriformes, Estrildidae.